ACCUUCGUUUUAUUCAAACACUUUGUUUUAUCAUUUUCCACGUAAAACAAUUUUUGGUUUCCUCACUUAGUCCCGAGCUACUAUCGCAAUGAACCACUUGUCCCUUGUCACACUUUUUUGCCUAUUUGGGGCCAUUUUCGCCCAAGAUUUACCGUCAUGUGAGAGCAAAAUUUACUGCCAAGGCAAAUUGCUCGACACGAUCCAAAUGGCCCGACUUUUCGACGAUUCCAAAACUUUCGUCGACAUGGCCUUGAAAAACUCCGAAGAAACGGUACUCGAAAAUUUCGAUAAAUUGCUCCAGGACACUGACAAUAACCCGAGCAAGGACGACUUGGAACAGUUCCUUGAGGAAAAUUUCGAAAAUCGGGAGGAACUCGAAGAGUGGAGUCCGGAGGACUACACGGAAAGUCCAAAAUUUUUGGAAAAAAUCCAAGACAAGGGUUUGAAACAAUUCGCCCAGGAGUUGGUCAAGCUUUGGCCGAAAUUCGGCCGGAAGAUGAGCCCAGAAGUUGGGCAAAACCCAACCAAACACUCACUUAUUCCAGUCAACAACGGAUUUAUUGUUCCAGGAGGGCGUUUUAACGAAUUUUACUAUUGGGACACUUAUUGGAUUAUUAAGGGACUUUUGAUGUGCGAAAUGAAGGAUACGGUUAAAGGAAUUUUGGAAAACUUCUACCAAAUUGUAAAAAAAUAUGGUUUUGUGCCAAACGGUGCCAGGGUUUACUACUUGAACCGGUCCCAACCCCCACUCCUCGCACUGAUGACAGCUGCUUAUUUUAAGGAAUCAAACGACUCGCAAUGGCUGGGUGAACAAAUCCCUGUUCUGGAAACCGAGCUGAAUUUUUGGCUCCAAAACCGUUCGAUUGAAGUCAAUUUGGGCGAAAACAGCUACACUCUAUUCCACUACGCCUCCGAAAGUGGAAGUCCGAGACCAGAGUCCUACUACGAGGACGUCCAAAGUGCUAACAAAAUCGAAAAUGAAGCCCAAAAAGUCCAGUUGUGGGCCGAUUUGAAAAGCGCGGCUGAAAGUGGCUGGGACUUCUCCUCCCGCUGGAUGUCCGACCCCAACGGCGACCUCACCGACGCCCAAACCAGGAACAUAAUCCCCGUAGACUUAAACUCCUUCCUCUGCCAAGCUUUCAGCAUCAUGUCCUCCUUUCACCAAACUUUGGGCAACGACCAGGAAGCCACUCUCUGGGCCACCAAAACCCAAACUUUAAAAUCGGCCAUAAAAGAGGUUUUUUUCGACGAAACCGACGGAGUUUGGUACGAUUACGACCUGAAAUUAGCCCAGAAGCGGAAAAACUUCUACCCCAGUAAUUUGACCCCUUUGUGGGCGCGCGCGAGCCACGAAAUCGACGCGGGGAAAAUCGUGCAGUAUCUGGGGCAGGUUUUGGGGUACGGGGGCGGCGUGCCUGCGUCCUUGACCAAGUCGGGGCAGCAGUGGGACUUCCCGGGGGCUUGGCCCCCUUUGCAGGAACUUGUCAUAAAUUCGCUCUACCGUACGAAGGAUUCCAAAGCGAUUGAGGUGGCUAAGGAGUUGUCGCAAAAAUGGCUCAAGUCUAAUGUCCAGGCGUUCGAUAAAUAUGGGGCCAUGUUUGAGAAGUAUGACGCUGAAAGAGUGGGGGAGCCCGGGGGUGGGGGCGAGUACGAGGUCCAGGAGGGGUUUGGGUGGACCAAUGGGGUGGCCUUGAUGCUAAUCAAGUGGGCUUGAAUAAAUCGUUGUGAAUUUUUAAACCUAAUUUCGAAAAAAAAACGAUAUGGUAGUAAUUUAA
This is a messenger RNA of Tribolium castaneum (red flour beetle), 1775 nucleotides long. RefSeq names its product trehalase. The transcript has a single exon. Gene Ontology annotation, biological process: trehalose catabolic process. The coding region runs from base 89 to 1714 and encodes 541 amino acids. Gene Ontology annotation, molecular function: alpha,alpha-trehalase activity. The record is from RefSeq and is a predicted model, not a curated record. Lineage: Eukaryota; Metazoa; Arthropoda; Insecta; Coleoptera; Tenebrionidae.